This is a messenger RNA of Sinocyclocheilus rhinocerous, 4456 nucleotides long. RefSeq names its product solute carrier family 20 member 1b (gene slc20a1b). The transcript is spliced from 11 exons. The record is from RefSeq and is a predicted model, not a curated record. Gene Ontology annotation, cellular component: membrane. Gene Ontology annotation, biological process: phosphate ion transmembrane transport. Gene Ontology annotation, molecular function: phosphate transmembrane transporter activity. NCBI's taxonomy places the organism in Eukaryota, Metazoa, Chordata, Actinopteri, Cypriniformes, Cyprinidae. Bases 698 to 2683 code for a protein of 661 amino acids.
CACAGUCGGAUGAUAUAUGUGUUGCCUGGACAAGCAGGAACUCAUAAACUGAAGCCGGUUGAGAGCGGUUUAUUGCCAGUUUUUCUUUGAUUUAAGAACUUAAAACAACGAACAGUGUCUUGUUUGUAGUCUUAAGCUUUGAAUUUACUUUAUUUAUCCGACGUUAGUGCUUAGUUAGAAGCGAGAGCGUUUGCUAUCUCUCACCUCACGCGCGCGGAACGCGGCUACGGGAAGUUGACUGGGCGGGCUGCAGUGUCAAAAAUAUCUAAAUCGACAUUUAUCGACAAUUUUGUUUGAGUGGAAUGAGCUACCGUUCACUCACUGAGUCUGUUGCACAAUGGAUGUCCGCUCUGUCUGCCUAAUUACCCAAGCCAAAACAAACCGUAACAGAUCUAGUCUAUUCAGAGGAUAGCAAUAGGCCCUCACUCCACCCUCUCCCUUAACGUUACAUAUCAGUUUAGAACAGAGCAGUGCAGAUUCUCUCUCUGGUGUCUGGAUUGCUUUGAUUUGCUGGUUUAGCAAAGGGGCGAAGGUAGGUCUGAGGCAGAAAACAGAUUUAGAAACACUAGUACCUCAAUUAUCUGGGGAUUAAAAUAUCCAGUGUGCUGCUGCUUGAUAUAUUUAUACAUAUUUGGUUCUCUUCCCUGUAAGAUUGUGAAUUAUUUUUUCUGUAUAACUUGAAAACCAUCAACGCACAAUGGUGUCGACAACUCUGGCCACGGUAACGAUUUUGACUACCCUUGCCGCUCAAGUGAAUCUGUCGGAUUAUCUAUGGCUCCUAAUCGUAGGGUUCAUCAUAGCGUUUAUCCUGGCCUUUUCAGUGGGUGCUAAUGACGUUGCCAACUCGUUUGGUACAGCAGUGGGAUCAGGUGUAGUUACGCUUAGGCAGGCCUGUGUUCUUGCUACUGUAUUUGAGACUCUGGGCUCUGUGCUGAUUGGAGCCAAGGUCAGCGAGACCAUCCGCAAAGGCAUUAUCGACGUGACCAUGUACAACGGCUCAGAGCACGUGUUGAUGGCUGGAUCAGUCAGCGCUAUGUUUGGCUCUGCUGCUUGGCAGUUGCUUGCCUCUUUUCUGAAGCUUCCCAUUUCUGGGACCCAUUGCAUUGUGGGAGCUACCAUUGGCUUUUCACUGGUCGCCAAAGGUCAGCAGGGUGUCAAAUGGCUGGAGCUUCUUAGAAUUGUUGCUUCUUGGUUCCUCUCACCUGUCCUCUCUGGCAUCAUGUCUGCAGUUCUUUUCUACUUUGUUCGCAUAUUCAUCUUGCAAAAGAAAGAUCCAGUGCCCAAUGGUCUGAGGGCACUGCCAUUCUUCUAUGCUAUUACAAUGGGAAUCAACCUGUUCUCCAUCAUGUUUACUGGAGCACCGAUGCUGGGCUUUGAUAAGCUGCCCUGGUGGGGAGUGCUGCUCAUUUCCAUCGGCUUGGCCGUGGUCACUGCUAUCAUCAUUUGGUUUGCUGUCUGCCCUCGGCUCAAGAAGAAGAUCGAAUGUGAAGUAAAGUCUUCCAGUCCCUCUGAGAGUCCUCUGAUGGAGAAGAGGGAGCUGCAUGAAGCUCACAGUCCCAUCCUGAAACCUGUCCCUGAGGAGUCCAGUGCCCUGUCCUCUAACAUCCCCUCGGCCCCACCUCUUUCUGAGGAGCGCAGGGUCACCUUUGACAUUGGAGAUUCAGAUGACGCAGAUCAGAAGGACUGCAAAGAGUCAGAUACGGACAGUGCAGCUCCGAAGAUGGCCCAUGUUCAUUUAACCACUGGCCCCACCGUUCCUAGCAAUGGUUACUCUCAGUACCACACAGUUCACAAGGACUCUGGCCUCUACAAGGACCUGCUGCACAAACUCCAUCUGGCAAAAGUGGGAGACUGCAUGGGGGAGGGUGGCGACCGGCCCAUCCGCCGCAACAACAGCUACACCUCCUACACCAUGGCCAUCAUCGGCAUGCAUGGAGACUUCAAGCCCAAAGAAGCUGACUUUCGUGCUUCCGAAGAUGCCGACAAGGAAAAAGCCAGCACCCAGGAGAGAAAGCGCAUCCGCAUGGACAGCUACACGAGUUACUGCAACGCAGUGGCGGAGAAUGGUGCACCUGAAGGUCUCGGUGAUGGUGAGGUUGCUUUGGAGAUUGCCGACGAUGAUGCUGGGAGCAGCCAUAGUUCUUUGGAGGAGGAUAGAGCUGAUGCUGACAGACCUGAAGUGUCGAUGCUCUUCCAGUUCCUUCAAAUUCUCACUGCCUGCUUUGGCUCCUUUGCUCACGGAGGAAAUGAUGUCAGUAACGCAAUUGGUCCCCUGGUUGCCCUGUGGCUGGUCUAUGACAGUGGGUCAGUUAUAUCUAGUGCACCAACUCCAAUCUGGUUGCUGCUGUAUGGAGGAGUGGGCAUCUGUGUCGGUUUGUGGGUCUGGGGCCGUAGAGUUAUCCAAACCAUGGGCAAGGACCUGACCCCCAUCACCCCCUCUAGUGGUUUCAGCAUUGAGCUCGCCUCAGCUGUCACUGUUGUGGUUGCUUCCAACAUUGGUCUUCCAAUUUCCACCACUCACUGCAAGGUCGGGUCAGUGGUGGCUGUCGGUUGGCUGCGCUCCAAGAAUGCAGUGGACUGGCGACUGUUCAGAAACAUCUUCAUGGCCUGGUUUGUCACUGUGCCCAUUUCUGGCCUUAUCAGCGCGGCCAUCAUGGCCCUGUUCACCUAUGUCAUUCUGUGAGGCCUUGAAAGUCUGCUCUGCCUCCCUCUCUGCUUACCAGGAGCCCCCACCUGCAACCAGGAUCCCCAGAGAGAGGUGGAGAGUAUAUCUCAACCUUCUCUGUCUCUCUCUACUUUCCCCCCUCCGUCAUUGGCUGCAUCAUUUUUAGCCUGUAUUGAUGACUUGUGUGCAUUGCACCAGGUCACAUACCAUAGGCCAGAGAAGAAGAUGUCUUCAAAACUAGAAUGGUUGCCAUUUAAAUUCCCUCUUGUACAUAGACGUCAAAUUAUUAUAAUUUUUUUAUUAUUAUGUAAUUAUGUACAGAACUAAAUGUUUUUUUUAAGGUAAAUGAUCAAUUACAGUGCAGUAUUAGCCUUCAUUUUACAUGCAUUUUUCAUUACUUUCAUAAUUUGAGUUCCUUAGAGAAGCUGUGUUUUGGUGCGAAGAAUUUGGGGAAGAGGAAUUUUCCUUAUGCAUUUGGUAUGUUGCGUUAAUUUUCCCCUUUUCUCAAGCAGGACUGACUAACUCAAAGCUGGCCACAAAUAGAGCCUUAUGACAACCAAAUUUUUAGGAAAGUUUUGUGAGGGUUGAUUAGCGAAGUAAAUUGGUUGCUCACAUCAUGUUCCUUAAUACAAUUUCAGUGUCCUUUUCCAGAUGUCUUGUUUUAUUCUUAGUUCUUUUGUAGGUUAUACUACAAAACGGGCCUCUAGGUAAACUAAAACUUUUAGUCCUCUUUUCUUCAAUGGUUUACAGAAUAUCAAAUUCUUCUUUUGGUGUUUUAUACCACUGUAACUGAGCUGUUAAUAUGUGCUCUGCUUUGCCCAGCGUCUAAUAACAACUAUAACGGACCAACCUGUGCUUGGAGAUGCAGUUAAACAUCUCGGCAGCAACCGCAAAGAUUCAUGCUCCUUAAAGAACAGAACCGCUCUGCUGUAGUUAGCAUGCUCUUGGCGACUCCCUUAAAUGCAGCACUUUCCCCAAAUGUUUGCUGUAGACAAUUUGAACUCCAUACGGUGUGUUAUGGCCCAUUGUGCUGUCACCAAGGGUCGUUGUUGUUGCAUAUGGAUGAAGUGUUACUAGGAUACCCAAACUCUUGUUUCACCAGUGUAAUGCUGGCCAGGGUUACUCCAGGGGCUGAAAGAUCUUAAGUUAAUUAUUAAAAAUGUCCCCUGCCAAAAUGAAUUCGACAAUCAUUUGUUUUUAGUCAAGAAAUAUAACCCCUUUUUCUGAUAUGUUUAAAAACAACCGAUGAGCCUCUUCCCUUUUAGAGUAUUACAGUAAUGCUUUGCUGUGGCGCUUGACAUCAGAAAUGGUGAAUUAAACUUGAUAAAGGGAGUGAAGUUUCCUUAUGCUGGUUUUGAGACCAUUGGCAUUCCUGUAAAACUUGACGAAUGGUGUAACUCAUCUGCUCCAGCCUUCUCAUAGACCCGGCGGUUCUGUAGUACUUCUGAGGAAUGUAUACCAAUACAAACACAAUAUAUGUAUAUAUUUUACAGUGGGUUGUUAUUGUAACCCCUACAGCAACACAAAUGACUUACCCUAUUUAUUAGGUGUGGGACAGUGGUGUUAAAUGAUGGUUUGGACUGAAGGUAGCUGUAGCUCCAUCUGCACUGCUGUGAAGCCAUUAUUUGUGAGUGGUUAUUUGGUUAUGAACUUAACUCAUUUGCUGUAGUUGCCUUAAGGAUGUUCUCUCUCUCGUUUUUUUUUUUUUUUUAAACCAAAGAGAAAAAGGGGGAGGGUUUUGUUGUCCACUGGGCUUUGGGGAUAAAAGAAUAAAUGUCUUUUCCAGUAUCA